CAUGCUCUUGAAAGCUGCAAGUUAGCCACUACUGAUAUUGCUAUACAAAGCAAUAUUGGCUCCCCCUCUUGGGCACCUCCUGGACGCACACGAUCCGCUCCAGGAUUAAAGGUUUCCAAUGUAGAUCCAGAUUUGUUGAAACUUUAUUUGCGAAAGAAGAAGAGGCAGAGUGCUAGAAAUGACUUGAGAUUCGUGUUGAGGAACUCGCGGGAUGAUGCCAUCCGUAAAUCGAAGCAGGCUGAGUGUGUAGUUUGGCAAAUGGAUUGGGCCGAAUCGCACAUGAGGAGAUGCUUGGCCAAUUUGAACAGACUUCUUGAUCAUGCGUUACCCAUUGACAAAGAGAGUAUCAUCCAUGCUCUCUACAAAAAGCUGCGGGCCGAUCAUGUGCCCGAACAAUGGGAGCAGGUCAGAUUUUCUGCGAAUUCUCACGUUUGUGUUAUCUCUCUUUUCUUCUGGCUUAUCAAAGCAGAGUCUUGUCACGUUUCGUAA
This is a messenger RNA of Strongylus vulgaris, 489 nucleotides long. The record is from the annotation of a GenBank genome assembly. NCBI's taxonomy places the organism in Eukaryota, Metazoa, Nematoda, Chromadorea, Rhabditida, Strongylidae.